Molecule: messenger RNA, 4517 nt
Organism: Lepus europaeus (European hare)
Lineage: Eukaryota; Metazoa; Chordata; Mammalia; Lagomorpha; Leporidae
Product: histone-lysine N-methyltransferase, H3 lysine-79 specific-like
Exons: 35
Coding region: 31-4416 (1461 amino acids)
Biological process (GO): DNA repair; DNA damage checkpoint signaling; regulation of transcription regulatory region DNA binding
Cellular component (GO): nucleus
Molecular function (GO): histone H3K79 methyltransferase activity
Source: RefSeq, a predicted model, not a curated record
UAGCAUGGUGCGGCGGCCGCGCGCGUCGACAUGGGCGAGAAGCUGGAGCUGAGGCUCAAGUCGCCCGUGGGGGCCGAGCCCGCCGUCUACCCGUGGCCUCUGCCGGUCUACGACAAACACCACGAUGCUGCUCACGAAAUCAUCGAGACCAUCCGGUGGGUCUGUGAGGAGAUCCCGGACCUCAAGCUCGCCAUGGAGAACUACGUCCUGAUCGACUAUGACACCAAGAGCUUUGAGAGCAUGCAGAGGCUGUGUGACAAGUACAACCGCGCCAUCGACAGCAUCCACCAGCUGGUAGUGAAGGGCACCACCCAGCCCAUGAAGCUGAACACGCGGCCGUCCAACGGGCUGCUGCGGCACAUCCUGCAGCAGGUAUACAACCACUCGGUGACCGACCCCGAGAAGCUCAACAACUACGAGCCCUUCUCGCCCGAGGUGUACGGCGAGACCUCCUUCGACCUGGUGGCCCAGAUGAUUGACGAGAUCAAGAUGACGGAGGACGACCUCUUCGUGGACUUGGGCAGCGGCGUGGGCCAGGUCGUGCUCCAGGUCGCCGCGGCCACCAACUGCAAACAUCACUAUGGCGUCGAGAAAGCCGACAUCCCAGCCAAGUACGCGGAGACCAUGGACCGAGAGUUCAGGAAGUGGAUGAAAUGGUAUGGAAAAAAGCAUGCAGAAUACACACUGGAAAGAGGUGACUUCCUCUCGGAAGAGUGGAGGGAGCGCAUUGCCAACACGAGUGUUAUCUUUGUGAAUAACUUUGCCUUUGGCCCUGAGGUGGAUCACCAGCUGAAGGAGCGGUUCGCUAACAUGAAGGAAGGUGGCCGAAUCGUGUCCUCGAAGCCCUUUGCGCCGCUGAACUUCAGAAUCAACAGCAGGAACUUGAGCGACAUUGGCACGAUCAUGCGUGUGGUGGAGCUGUCGCCCCUGAAGGGCUCCGUGUCGUGGACGGGGAAGCCCGUGUCCUACUACCUGCACACGAUCGACCGCACCAUACUUGAAAACUAUUUUUCUAGUUUGAAAAACCCAAAACUCAGGGAGGAACAGGAGGCAGCUCGGCGCCGGCAGCAGCGGGAGACCAAGAGCAACGCCACGACGCCCACCAAGGCCCCCGAGGGCAAGGCGGCCGGGCCUGCGGAGGCCCCCGCGGACUCCGGGGCCGAGGAAGAGAAGGCUGGGGUGACCACUGUCAAGAAGGCCUCUCCCUCCAAGGCCCGGAAGAAGAAGCUGAACAGGAAGGGGAGGAAGAUGGCCGGCCGCAGGCGUGGACGCCCCAAGAAGAUGAGCGCCGUGGACGCGGAGCGCAAGCCCAGGAAGAGCCGCGCGGCGCUGGACGCCCUGCAGGCCCCGGCCGCGCCCGCCACCGCCCCGCCCUCGCCCCAGGAGGCGUACAGGCCCCCCCACAGCCCCUUCUACCAGCUACCUCCGGGCGCGCAGCGGCUCCCCCCCAGCCCGCUGCUCGCGGCACCUACCCCGCCCGCGCUGCAGAAGCUGCUAGAGUCCUUCAAGGUGCAGUACCUGCAGUUCCUGGCCUACACCAAGACCCCGCAGUACAAGGCCGGCCUGCAGCAGCUGCUGCUCCGGGAGAAGGAGAAGAAGGCCCAGCUCCUGGGCACGGCGCGGCAGCUCUUCAGCCACUGCCAGGCCCAGAAGGAGGAGAUCCGCAGGCUGUUCCAGCAGAAGCUGGACGAGCUGGGGGUGAAGGCGCUGACCUACGACGACCUGAUCCAAGCGCAGAAGGAGAUCUCAGCGCACAACCAGCAGCUGCGGGAGCAGUCGGAGCAGCUGGAGCGCGACACCCGGCAGCUCCGGAGCCAGAGCCUGCAGCUGCUCAAGGCGCGCUGUGAGGAGCUGAAGCUGGACUGGGCCACGCUGUCCCUGGAGAAGCUGCUGAAGGAGAAGCAGGCACUCAGGAGCCAGAUCUCGGAGAAGCAGAGGCGCUGCCUGGAGCUGCAGAUCAGCAUUGUGGAGCUGGAGAAGAGCCAGCGGCAGCAGGAGCUGCUGCAGCUCAAGUCCUGUGUGCCGCCCGACGACGCCGCGUCCCUGCACCUGCGUGGGAAAGGCACGCUGGGCCGCGAGCCGGAGGCCGACCCUGGCCGGCUGCACCUCGACCUGGACUGCGCCAAGCGCUGCCUGCCUCACUUCAGCAGCAUGAGCCCAGAGCUCUCCAUGAACGGGCACGCGGCCGGCUACGAGCUGUGCGGUGCGCUCAGCCGGCCGCCGUCCAAGCAGAACACGCCGCAGUACCUGGCCUCGCCCCUGGACCAGGAGGUGGUGCCCUGUACGCCCAGCCACAGCGGCCGGCCGCGGCUGGACAAGCUCUCGGCCCUGGCCUUGCCCGAGUGCGCGAGGCUGUCCCCCGCCAGCACACUGCUGCGCAGGCACCCGGGCCAGGACCCCACGGGGCCUGCCAGGGCGGCGGCCGGUGAGCCACCCUCACGGGCCGAGCACGCCAAGGAGAACGGCAUCGCCUACCCGAGCCCCAGCCUGCCCAGCAGCACCAAGCUGAGCCCUCAGGACCCGCGGCCGCCGCCGUCCCCGGGGGCCGUGCCUCUUGUGGGGGAGAAGAGCAGUGAGAAGGGUGUGAAGGAGCGCGCCUACGGCAGCGGCGGAGACACCAUCACCAGCCUGCCCAUCAUCCCUGUCCCCCGGAGUCCCUGUCCCCUGGAGUCCCUGUCCCUGGAGUCUCUGCCCCCUGUCCCUGGAGUCCCUGUGCUGGCCGUGUCCCCCAUGGAGCUGGGGGCCUCUUGCUCCAGUGUGGGCGGACACUGGCUGGGGUCGUGGUGCCGCAGGCCGUGGCGUGCACAUGGUGGGCAGGUGAGCGGCAUCAAGGCGCUGUAUGAGGCGGAGCUGGCCGACGCCCGCCGCGUCCUGGACGAGACGGCCCGAGAGCGCGCCCGGCUGCAGAUCGAGGCCGGGAAGCUGCAGGCCGAGCUGGAGGAGGCCAGCAAGAGUGCCAAGAAGCGGGAGGGCGAGCUCAGCACGGCCCAGGCCCGCCUGAAGGACCUGGAGGCGCUGCUGCACCGCAGCGAGGCGGAGCUGGCCGCCGCCCUCAGCGACAAGCGCGGCCUGGAGAGCGCCGCGGCCGAGCUGCGGGCCCAGCUGGCCAAGGCGGAGGACGGCCACGCCGUGGCCAAGCAGCAGCUGGAGAAGGAGACGCUGAUGCGCGUGGACCUGGAGAACCGCUGCCAGAGCCUGCAGGAGGAGCUGGACUUCCGCAAGAGCGUGUUCGAGGAGGAGGUGCGGGAGACGCGGCGGCGGCACGAGCGCCAGCUGGUGGAGGUGGACAGCAGCCGGCAGCAGGAGUACGACUUCAAGAUGGCGCAGGCGCUGGAAGAGCUGCGCGGCCAGCACGACGAGCAGGUGCGGCUGUACCGGCAGGAGCUGGAGCAGACCUACCAGGCCAAGCUGGACAGCGCCAAGCUGAGCUCUGACCAGAAGGACAAGGCGGCCAGCGCGGCGCGCGAGGAGCUGCAGGAGGCGCGCAUGCGGGUGGAGUCGCUCAGCUACCAGCUCUCGGGGCUGCAGAAGCAGGCAAGUGCCGCCGAGGACCGCAUCCGGGAGCUGGAGGAGAGCGCGGCGGGCGAGCGGGACAAGUUCCGCAAGAUGCUGGACGCCAAGGAGCAGGAGAUGGCGGCCAUGCGCGACCUGGUGCAGCAGCAGCUGGCCGAGUUCCAGGAGCUGCUGGACGUGAAGCUGGCGCUGGACAUGGAGAUCAGCGCCUACCGCAAGCUGCUGGAGGGCGAGGAGGAGAGGCUGAAGCUGACCCCCAGCCCGUCCUCGCGCGUCACCGUCUCGCGUGCGUCCGCGAGCAGCAGCGGCAGCAGCGUGUCCACGGCAGGGCGCGCGGGCCGCGGGAAGCGGCGGCGGCUGGAGGCGGAGGAGCUGGUGGGCAGCGGGCCCGGCGCCGGCAGCGGCAGCAGCUUCCGCCUGGCCCAGCAGGCCUCGGCCACGGGCGCCGUGGGCAUCGAGGAGGUGGACCUGGAGGGCAGGUUCGUGCAGCUGAAGAACAGCUCGGACAAGGACCAGCCCCUGGGGAACUGGCGCAUCAAGCGGCAGGUGCUGGAGGGCCCGGAGAUCGCCUACAAGUUCACGCCCAAGUACGUGCUGCGCGCGGGCCAGACGGUCACGGUGUGGGCCGCCGGGGCGGGCGUGGCGCACAGCCCCCCGUCCACGCUGGUGUGGAAGAGCCAGAGCAGCUGGGGCGCGGGCGAGAGCGUGCGCACGGUGCUGCUGAACGCCGACGGCGAGGAGGUGGCCAUGCGCACGGUGAAGCAGUCCGCCGCCGCCGCGCGGGAGAGCGGGGACGGGGAAGAGGACGGGGAAGAGGACGAGGAGGCUGCGCUGGGCGAGGAGGACCUGUUCCACCAGCAGGGAGACCCCCGCACCACGUCGAGAGGCUGCCGCGUGAUGUGAGCGCAGCGCCCCGCCCGCGGCCGCCCAGGACUGUUAGUUUUCUAUCAUUGGCUUUCCCUACACCGUUACCAUUUCUCGAGAAUUCUUCCCAAACUGCGGGG